Molecule: messenger RNA, 622 nt
Organism: Amoebophrya sp. A120
Lineage: Eukaryota; Dinophyceae; Syndiniales; Amoebophryaceae
Source: the annotation of a GenBank genome assembly
GCAUUUUCACCGUCGUGCUGAUCUCCGAGGGUGUCCUGAUCGUGCAGGUGAGACAGCUGUUGCAGGCGCAUUUUGUCCGCGCCUUUCUCGCCUGGGUCAUUCCGGUCGUGCACUUGAAAGUCAUGCGCCACACGCGCUGCGCGGCAACGAAGCAGCUUGUGAAUCAGCCUACUUCCACUACUUCACCAGGGACAACUGCAAAAGCACCGGCAGGCGCAGGUUCACCACCUGCGGCGUCGAGUACUAACGAACUGACUCUCGUUGGCAACGACCUUCUGCGUGUGUGUGAUGAUUUGCGGAUGGGCCUCUUCAGUUUCGUCGCCAGUCUCGUCGGCAUCGUUGGCGGAAUUGCCGGGCUUCUCUACCUCGUCGGCUUUCCCGCACUAGUCGGCAUGCUGUUCAUGUUCGGGUACGUUGUGUUUUCCACAAAAGUUUCUCGCAGCAUUAUGGCGCCGAUUGUGAGAAAGGAAACUGCCAUCGCGGAUUCCAGGCUGACAACCAUGCGGGAGAUGGUAGCGGGGAUUCAGCAAGUGAAGUACUUGACCUGGGAGGAAAAUUACCUGCAGCUUUUGUUCAACAAGCGGAAACAGGAGCUUCGGGAAAUUCUCCGCUUUCGGUUCUG